CAUCUAGGUAGGGGCACUAUUGGAAUAAAAAUUUGCGAUACAGUGAGGAGGCAAAGUUCAUUUGGAGGGCAAACAAACAAAGGAGAUACCUUAAAGGCAGCCCUUGGAGGAGGCUCUGGGACUAUAAUCAAAGAUUCGUUAGGAUAAUGAAGUGUUUUUCUGCCGUUGUGCUGCUGAGUCUCAUCUCGCUGGGAUUCUCUGCUCCUCUGAACAGCUGUGACACUCUGCUCAAAGCAAUAGCUGUCAGCAAUGAAGAAAUGUUGGGUCGGUGGUACUACAUUGGAGGGAGCUCUGACAUCCCAGGAAGUCGCUCCCUGGCUCACCUGAUGACCAGCGUCUGGCUGGAUAUGACCGCCACCUCCAGGAGCAACGUCCUCAAUCUCGUCCAGAAUCAGAGGAUAAUGGGCCAAUGUUCUAGUUUAUCCUACAAUGUGAUCUUUGAGAACAGCACUAUGUUAAUCGAGCAACCUUUCUACCUUAAAGAAGUCUACCUGUCAACAGAAUGUGCCGACUGUCUGGUUGCCAAAGAGGAUAUCGUUGCUGGAACAGAUAAAUUCAUCAGUCUUCUUAUGUUUAGUAAGAGCCGGAGUGUUUCCGCAGCUGCAGUGGAACUGUUGAAAAAGCAAGCAGAAUGCCUUCAGAUGCCGACACCUAUAAUAUUAAACCCAGAAAAUGAACUCUGCCCCGAGAACAUGACACCCACUGAGGGGCUCAGCGCCCUCAACGCAGUUCUGGAGGCCAAGAUGGGACAACGGGUGGCCAGAUUUCUGGAUGCUGUAUUUGACAUGUUUGUUAACUGAGAGAGUUUUUGCAAAAAGCUAAUUGCUGGUCAUCUGUAUGGAAAUAAUUUUUAGUUUCAUUCAUAUUUAAUUUAUUAAAGAUUUGUUAAUAUGGACUUAUGACUGAAAUUAAAAUGGAGCUUUGAUGUCAUGAUGUACUUUAAGGUAUACUGGAGGAUUUUCACAAUUUUUUUUUAAAAGAUCUGUCCUUUCCACUUAAAAA
This is a messenger RNA of Cyprinodon variegatus (sheepshead minnow), 1002 nucleotides long. RefSeq lists its product as uncharacterized. The record is from RefSeq and is a predicted model, not a curated record. The transcript has 6 exons. NCBI's taxonomy places the organism in Eukaryota, Metazoa, Chordata, Actinopteri, Cyprinodontiformes, Cyprinodontidae. The coding region runs from base 147 to 800 and encodes 217 amino acids.